AUAAUCCCAUAUUAAAUAAUUAAAAGAUGUCUUCGGGCUACGAUCGAGCUGUGACCAUAUUCUCGCCGGACGGUCACCUGUUGCAGGUGGAAUACGCCCAGGAAGCCGUUCGAAAGGGCUCGUCGGCGGUUGGAGUGCGCGGAGCCAACUGCGUGGUGCUGGGCGUGGAGAAAAGCUCGGUGGCCAAGCUGCAGGAGGAUCGCACGGUGCGCAAGAUAAACAUGCUCGACCACCACGUCGGAAUGGCCUUUGCCGGACUAACGGCCGAUGCACGCAUCCUAAUAAAUCGCGCUCAGGUGGAGUGCCAGAGCCAUCGGCUUAACUUCGAGAAUGCAGUGACCGUGGAGUAUAUCACCAGAUACAUUGCCCAGCUGAAGCAGAAGUACACGCAGAGCAAUGGUCGCCGACCCUUCGGGAUAUCCUGCCUCAUCGGGGGCUACGACGCCAGUGGAUCUGCUCGUCUCUUUCAAACCGAACCCUCCGGAAUUUUCUACGAAUACAAGGCAAAUGCCACUGGUCGCUCGGCAAACACUGUGCGCGAGUUCUUCGAGAAGGCCUAUAACGAGGAAGAAGUAAGCACCAAUUGGGGAACCAUCAAACUGGCCAUAAGAGCCCUCCUCGAAGUCACCCAGUCGUGGCACAACCGCCUGGAGUUGGCCAUCAUGGAGAACGGUAGGCCACUGAGAAUGAUGGACAGCAAAAUUAUAGACGAUUUCGUUAAAACCGUUGAAAAGGAAAAGGAGCAGGAGAUCGCGAUGAAGGCCAAGCGAAUGAACACAAAGUAUACGGUUAUCUAAUUCAAUACUAUCAUUAUUGGGAAUCGUUUUUGACUGGGAAAACUCUUCAAGUCCAAACUUUGCUUUACCAAAUGCACACUGAUUUUUCGGUUAUUAGUUUCUAUUGUUCGGAUCGUUAGUUUAUGAAAGA
This is a messenger RNA of Drosophila takahashii, 927 nucleotides long. It is a transcript of the gene Prosalpha4T1, whose product is annotated as Proteasome alpha4 subunit, Testis-specific 1. Gene Ontology annotation, cellular component: proteasome core complex, alpha-subunit complex; proteasome core complex; nucleus. NCBI's taxonomy places the organism in Eukaryota, Metazoa, Arthropoda, Insecta, Diptera, Drosophilidae. The record is from RefSeq and is a predicted model, not a curated record. Gene Ontology annotation, biological process: ubiquitin-dependent protein catabolic process; proteasomal protein catabolic process.